This is a messenger RNA of Pseudonaja textilis, 2543 nucleotides long. Lineage: Eukaryota; Metazoa; Chordata; Lepidosauria; Squamata; Elapidae. The record is from RefSeq and is a predicted model, not a curated record.
GGCAGUCACGGAGAGCAUCAACCAGCUGAUCACCUUGUGUACCCAGCAAGCGCCUGGCCAGAAGGAGUGCGACAACGCUCUCCGGGAACUGGAGACCGUGAAGGAGAUGCUGGAGAACCCCAGCGAGCCCGUCAGCGACCAGUCUUACUUCGACUGCAUCGAAGGCGUCAUGGAGAACUCCAAGGUGCUCGGGGAAGCAAUGGCCGGCAUCUCCCAGAACGCCAAGACCGGCGACCUGCCUGUCUUCGGGGAGUGCGUGGCGGUGGCUUCCAAGGCGCUCUGCGGUCUCACCGAAGCCUCAGCUCAGGCCGCCUACCUGGUUGGCAUCUCGGACCCCAACAGCCAGGCUGGCCAGCAGGGCCUCGUGGAUCCCAUCCAGUUUGCUCGUGCCAACCAGGCCAUCCAGAUGGCCUGCCAGAACUUGGUGGAUCCGGCCAGCAGUCCGUCCCAGGUCUUGUCAGCGGCCACCAUUGUAGCCAAGCACACCUCUGCCCUGUGCAACGCCUGCCGCAUCGCCUCGUCCAAAACGGCCAACCCUGUGGCCAAGAGGCACUUCGUCCAGUCGGCCAAGGAGGUGGCCAACAGCACAGCCAACCUGGUGAAGACCAUCAAGGCUCUGGAUGGAGACUUUUCGGAAGACAAUCGGGGCAAGUGCCGGACCGCCGCUGCUCCACUCAUUGAAGCCGUGGAAAAUCUGACCGCCUUUGCCUCCAACCCUGAGUUUGCCAGCAUUCCUGCCCAGAUCAGUGCUGAGGGUUCCCGCGCACAGGAGCCCAUCCUGGCUUCAGCUCGGACCAUGCUGGAGAGCUCCUCUUUCUUGAUCAAAACCGCCCGCUCCCUGGCCAUCAACCCCAAGGACCCCAACACCUGGUCUGUCCUGGCUGGACAUUCGCACACGGUCUCCGAGUCCAUCAAGAGCCUCAUCACUUCCAUCAGGGACAAAGCUCCAGGCCAGCGGGAGUGUGACCACGCCAUUGACGGCAUUAACAGGUGCAUCAGAGACAUCGAGCAAGCCUCCCUCGCCGCCGUCAGCCAGAACUUGGCCACCAGGGAUGACAUCUCUGUGGAGGCCUUGCAGGAACAGCUGACCUCCGUUGUCCAGGAAAUUGGCCAUCUGAUCGACCCCAUAGUGACGGCAGCCCGAGGGGAGGCAGCUCAGCUUGGACACAAGGUGACGCAGCUCUCCAGCUACUUCGAGCCCUUGGUUCUGGCGGCCGUGGGCGUCGUCUCCAAGCUGAUGAAUCACCAGCAGCAAAUGAACCUGCUGGAUCAGACCAAGACCUUGGCUGAAUCGGCCCUCCAGAUGCUCUACGCGGCCAAGGAAGGAGGGGGGAACCCAAAGGCGUCACACACUCACGAUGCCAUCCUGGAAGCAGCACAGCUCAUGAAGGAAGCCGUGGAUGACAUCAUGGUGACCUUGAACGAGGCCGCCAGUGAAGUCGGCAUGGUGGGGAACAUGGUGGAUUCCAUCGCUGAAGCUAUGAGUAAGCUAGACGAGGGGACUCCGUCCGAUCCCAAAGGGUCCUUCGUGGACUACCAGACCACCGUUGUCAAAUACUGCAGGGCCAUCGCGGUCACCGCCCAGGAGAUGAUGACCAAGGCGGUCACUAAUCCAGAGGAACUGGGAGGACUCGCCUCGCAAAUGACCACCGACUACGGACACCUGGCCUCCCAGGGCCGGAUGGCAGCGGGGACGGCGGAACCGGAGGAGAUCGGGUUCCAGAUCAGAACCCGGGUUCAAGAACUCGGACACAGCUGCAUCUUCCUGGUCCAAAAAGCCGGGGCCCUGCAGAUAUGCCCAACUGACGCCUACACGAAGCGGGAGUUGAUCGAAUGCACCCGGACGGUCAGCGAAAAGGUGUCCCUGGUGCUGUCGGCUCUCCAGGCAGGGAACAAGGGCACCCAGGCGUGCAUCACGGCUGCCAGCGCCGUCUCCGGCAUCAUCGCUGACCUGGACACCACCAUCUUGUUUGCUGCGGCCGGCACACUGAAUGCCGAGAACAACGAAUCCUUCGCUGACCACAGGGAAAACAUCCUAAAGACCGCGAAGGCCUUGGUGGAAGACACCAAGCUGCUCGUCUCCGGAGCCGCCUCCAGCCAGGAGAAGUUGGCCCAAGCGGCCCAGUCUUCGGCCAGCACCAUCACGCAACUGGCAGAGGUGGUGAAACUGGGAGCGGCCAGCCUUGGCUCGGAUGACCCUGAGACGCAGGUGGUGCUAAUCAAUGCCAUCAAGGACGUGGCGAAGGCCUUGUCGGACCUCAUCGGUGCCACCAAAGGAGCCGCCAGCAAGCCAGCCGACGACCCAUCCAUGUACCACCUCAAGGGCGCUGCCAAGGUGUGGGGGGAAGGGUUUGGUUUUCCUUGCAAGUCUCGGCCAGGUCGCCUCCCGGAGCCUCGGCUUCCUCAGGUGCUGCCUCCGGCGCUUGCCUUUGCCCAAAUCCCCGGAAUCGGCUUUGAGGUCUGCCGAGGACGCGCUGCAGGGAAGGGCCCAGUUCGGCUCAGGGUCCCUCCGCCCCAUGGCUCCCGGGGACCGGAGACCCGUA